Molecule: messenger RNA, 268 nt
Organism: Acanthoscelides obtectus
Lineage: Eukaryota; Metazoa; Arthropoda; Insecta; Coleoptera; Chrysomelidae
Source: the annotation of a GenBank genome assembly
UAGUAUCCUAUUGGAGCAGAGCUCAGCCGGAGCGAAAUGGAUACUGCGCCACUAGUCAGAGGUCCAAUGUACAAUGUACCUACCAUAAAAUGUCCAUCGUAUGCUAGCGGGUGCGAAUAUGGCUAUGCUAACGAAUCCGAAUAGAAUCACUGGAUUGAUGGACUCACGUCGAAGCUACACAUCUCCGACGUUCACUUGUCAGACUCUGGGAAUUACUCCUGUGUUCCUACAAUUGCGGGGGCAACCAGUGUUAAUGUUCAUGUUAUAA